Messenger RNA from Aspergillus oryzae RIB40, 1428 nucleotides. RefSeq names its product tRNA dimethylallyltransferase. The transcript is spliced from 2 exons. The record is from RefSeq and is a predicted model, not a curated record. Gene Ontology annotation, cellular component: mitochondrion. Gene Ontology annotation, biological process: tRNA modification. Bases 1 to 1428 code for a protein of 475 amino acids. Lineage: Eukaryota; Fungi; Ascomycota; Eurotiomycetes; Eurotiales; Aspergillaceae. Gene Ontology annotation, molecular function: tRNA dimethylallyltransferase activity; ATP binding.
AUGGAGCCCCUCAUAGCCAUAGUCGGUGCCACGGGCACUGGCAAGUCUAAGCUUGCAGUGGACCUGGCUACUCGUUUCAACGGUGAAAUUAUCAACGGAGAUGCGAUGCAAAUGUACCGCGGUCUCCCCAUCAUCACGAAUCAAAUUCCAAUGGAUGAACGAAACGGUAUCCCACACCACUUAAUUAGCUGCAUUGAUUUGGAGGAAGAACCAUGGCGCAUAGGAUUGUUCAAGAGCGAAUGUCUUCGAAUUAUUAAGGAUAUCCACUCCAGAGGGAAACUCCCAAUUCUGGUGGGCGGAACUCACUACUAUACACAAGCUGUGUUAUUUAAAGGCCAGCUCGUCGGGGAGGGAUCGGACGAGUUCCAGGGAUCAGGCCCACGCUCCGACAGAGAAACAGAGGAAUCGUCGUCAAAGUGGCCAAUUCUCGAUGCCCCGACAGACGUGGUGUUGCAGAAAUUAAGAGAGGUUGAUCCGGUCAUGGCCGACCGAUGGCAUCCAAACGACUCGCGAAAAAUUCGCCGUUCCUUGGAGAUCUACUUUCAAACGGGACGUCCUGCAUCAGAGGUUUACGCCGAACAAAAACGCCUGAAGCAGACGACUUUGGCCAACGGUGAUUUUACUGCGGGCGAGGGCCAGCUACGGUUUUCGACGAUGGUUUUCUGGAUUCAUUCAGAGAAGGAGGCUCUUAUUGCUCGACUUGAAAAAAGAGUGGAUGCGAUGAUCGAGCAAGGCCUGAUGUCUGAAGCACAGAGGAUGUCAGACUAUAUCCGAGAAAGAAGGACACAAGGCUCUAGCAUCGAUCCGACACGGGGUGUUUGGGUGGCGAUUGGGUUUAAGGAACUAGCGCCUUAUUUUGAAGCGCUGCACAAGAGUUCCCUAAGCGUUGACGAACUAGAGUCCCUUAAAAAGUCUUGUAUUGAGUCUAUCAAGAUUGCUACCCGCCAGUAUUCGGCCUCGCAAAUCAAAUGGAUUCGAAACAAAUUAUGGAAUUCUCUUGCAGAGACCGGUAUGACGCAUCGCCUUUACCUCCUAGAUAGCACAAACGUGGGAGACUGGAGGACUUGCAUCACGGAGCCGUCCGAGCUCCUAACCCAGGCCUUACUCAAAGACGAAUCUACGCCGGACCCGAAAUCAUUCUCAGAGUUAGCAAGAACCAUCCUAGGCGCAAAAGAAGCUCGGUCGCAAAAGGGUCCAGGUUCCGCGGCGAAAUGUUUCACCUGCCACAUUUGCCGCAAAACAAUGGUAAACGAAGAACAGUGGCACAUCCAUCUCAAUGGACAUAGCCAUAAACGAGUUCUCAAGGCUAUGGCCAAAAGAGCAGAACGUGAGGAAUCUCUACAAGCUCGAAAAGAAAGUACGAGAAGGAUCUCUUGUGACAAUGAAUCACUAGAAGAGCAGAACUCUCUUUCAGACCUAUUCCAAUAG